GCGAUUGUUGAUAGAAAUCCAGCAGUUGCAUCGGCAGCCCUUGUCUCAUCAUUUCACCUGUUUCGGAAGAAUCCGGAAGUGGUACGUCGUUGGGCAAAUGAAGUACAGGAAGCUAUUUCAUCGGAUAGCAACAUGGUCCAAUUCCAUGCUCUCGGUUUACUGUAUCAUAUUCGUAGCGGUGAUCGUUUAGCAGUGAAUAAAUUGGUUCAAAAAUGGAGUAAAUCAUCGUUGCUUUCUCCUUUUGCAACCUGCUAUCUUAUUCGACUUGCCGCCAAACUUGUUGAAGAAGAUGAAGCAGGGUAA
Molecule: messenger RNA, 303 nt
Organism: Acanthocheilonema viteae
Lineage: Eukaryota; Metazoa; Nematoda; Chromadorea; Rhabditida; Onchocercidae
Source: the annotation of a GenBank genome assembly